This is a messenger RNA of Physeter macrocephalus (sperm whale), 4525 nucleotides long. It is a transcript of the gene UBXN4, whose product is annotated as UBX domain protein 4. Gene Ontology annotation, molecular function: protein binding. Bases 146 to 1672 code for a protein of 508 amino acids. The record is from RefSeq and is a predicted model, not a curated record. Gene Ontology annotation, cellular component: endoplasmic reticulum. The transcript has 13 exons. Lineage: Eukaryota; Metazoa; Chordata; Mammalia; Artiodactyla; Physeteridae.
UGCGCGCGCCCUGGAGGCCGCUGACGGGCUUGCGCGCCGGUGCGGAGCCGGAGGCGGGCCGCGGGGCCCACGACGGAGAGGGCGGGGCCAGCUCCGGGACCGAGGCGACAACACACCGAGCGAGCGCCUGUGCCCGAGGGCAGCGAUGCUGUGGUUCCAGGGCGCCAUUCCGGCCGCCAUCGCGUCGGCCAAGAGGAGCGGCGCGGUCUUCGUGGUGUUCGUGGCAGGUGAUGAUGAGCAGUCUACACAGAUGGCUGCAAGUUGGGAAGAUGAGAAAGUGACAGAAGCAUCUUCAAACAGUUUUGUUGCUAUUAAAAUUGACACCAAAAGUGAAGCCUGCCUACAAUUUUCACAGAUCUAUCCUGUAGUGUGUGUUCCAUCCAGUUUCUUUAUUGGAGACAGUGGAAUUCCCUUGGAAGUAAUAGCAGGAAGUGUUCCUGCAGAUGAACUUGUUACCAGAAUCCACAAAGUCCGGCAGAUGCACUCGUUAAAAGGUGAAAUAUCAGUGGCAAAUAGUGGCCAGUCAGAAAGUUCAGUCUCUACUCCAUCCGGCUCAUUUGAACAUAACAACACUUCUGAAAACUGUCAGUCCAGAAAUGUAGAGCUCUGUGAGACACCACCCGCUUCUGAUACAAAGUCAGAUUCUGCAACAGGAGGAGAAAUUUCAGGCCAGGCCACUGUGUCUCAAGAGCCUGGUGGAUGUUCAAAUCAGAGACCUACAGAGGAGCUCACCGUCAGAGUGGAAAGACUAACCAAAAAACUUGAAGAAAGGAGAGAAGAGAAAAGGAAAGAGGAAGAACAGAGAGAGAUUAAGAAGGAAAUUGAGCGGAGGAAAACUGGAAAAGAAAUGUUGGAUUAUAAAAGAAAGCAAGAAGAAGAAUUAACAAAAAGAAUGUUAGAGGAAAGAAACAGAGAAAAGGCAGAAGAUAGGGCAGCUCGAGAGCGUAUAAAACAGCAGAUUGCACUGGACCGUGCAGAGAGAGCUGCUCGUUUUGCAAAGACAAAGGAAGAAGUAGAAGCUGCUAAAGCUGCUGCCCUGCUGGCCAAACAGGCAGAAAUGGAAGUCAAGAGAGACUCUUCCACAAAAGAAAGAAGCAGUGUUGCGAGAAUUCAAUUCCGUCUUCCUGAUGGUUCUUCCUUUACAAAUCAGUUCCCUUCUGAUGCUCCUCUAGAAGAAGCAAGGCAGUUUGCUGCACAGACUAUUGGCAACACUUACGGUAAUUUUUCAUUAGCAACAAUGUUUCCCAGGAGGGAAUUUACCAAAGAAGAUUAUAAAAAGAAAUUACUGGAUUUGGAACUUGCCCCAAGUGCUUCAGUGGUACUGUUGCCGGCAGGAAGACCAACCACAUCCAUGGUACAUUCUUCCAGUGGCGACUUUUGGACAUUCUUGGGGACAGUACUUUACCCAUUCCUUGCCAUCUGGAGAUUGAUUAGCAACUUCUUAUUUAGUAAUCCUCCUCCUGCACAGACCUCAGUGAGAGCAGCAUCAUUGGAAUCCUCAAACCUUGCAUCGUCUAGCAACUCAGAAAAAAGGGAACCAGUCAGAAAAAGAGUGCUGGAGAAACGGGGGGAAGACUUUAAAAAGGAGGGCAAGAUAUACAGAUUGAGGACUCAAGACGAUGGUGAAGAUGAAAACAACACUUGGAAUGGAAAUUCUACUCAACAGAUGUAGUGUGACAAGUACAAUAUGUGCAGUAAUCAGUUUCUCUUAUGAUUUAAUUCAACUAAAAUUCUACUGGAGAAGUGGGACUGCUUUAUGUUUUCCAACUCAUCUACGAAGUGUCUUUUUAUUCCUGCUUAGUGGGUUAAAGUUGUUUAGCCUCAGACAAGUCAAGAGAUAAAAUAACUGGCUGCUAGGUCCUUGUAUAUGGUAACCAACUGCUAGAAGCCUAAAAUAACAAAAGGUCUGCGACAGCCUCCCUUUAUCAGCUUUCUUGUUUAGUAUUUCAUAUGCCCAUUAGCCCUGUGCUCUCAGAUGAUAUGUUUUGUUUAGGGCUGUUUUGCUCCAGAACUCCUCAGCCCACACAAAGUAACUGGUAUGUCACUGAAUAAUUUGAUUUUGAGUCAGAGCGUUUUAACUAGCCAAUCAGAUGAUAAUUUGGGUUUAACUUUUCUCUUCUUGCUCAUCAGCUGCAAGCAAAAUCUUGUAGUUUUUAAUCUUACUUAAACACUGAAUAAAAAAAUCUUUUCCAAUUUGUUAUCCUAGCAUCUUUUUGUUGCACAGGGCUCUGUGGAGGUCAUGUGUCUCUGAUACCCCCCUACCCCCCUGUACUGCUCUGGAACUACCCCAGGAAAGGAGGUGACCACCUUAUCUUAAAUAUCACUGCAGGAAGAAAUUUUCUGACACACACCGAUGGUAUGUUACUGUCUCUCCUAAGUCAGGGAGGCAUCGCUUUGUUUGCAUAAUGUUAUGGUCUUUGUUCUCAUCAGACAAAACAACUGCUGGUCUACAACUAGUUCUCUGUCACCUUUAUACUGAAGUUUUGCUCUCAAUAAUGAUAAUCACUCUUCAAAGAACUGAAGUACCUGUAUUGUAGGACAAGAAGUAGGGAAUUAAGAUCUGCCAUUUGCUCAUUUGGUUAUUCUUAAGAAUUUUAGGUUCUUAAUUUGACUAACAUGCUACUAUAUGUUUGUGGUGGUGGAGACAUUAAGAAUGUUUGAAAAAGGGAGUAAGUUUGACUGUUCCUCUUCUAAUCUUUUGUGUUUAGAUUGGAAUAGAAGGACUCUGACUUUAUUUUGUAAUGGGAGGAAGAAAUUUUCCCAGAGCAAACUUCGUUUUUCACCUAUGAAGUAACAGUGACUUUAAAAAAUGGUAAUAGUGUUGGCAAGGAAACAGUGAGACCAGGUACGUUGUUGGUAGGAGUGAAAACUGGGAUAAUCUUUCUGAAAAACAUUGUCAGAAACCUUAAAUAUUUCAUGCUCUUUGAUCUAAUAAGUUUUUCGAAGGAAUGACCAUAAAUGCAGGCAAAAUUUAGGUAUAAACAUGUUAAGUUUUAUUUAUUUUACUUCAGAAUUAGAGACCAACUAAAUGCCUUCUGCAGAAUUAACUUUUGCUGAGGAGAAAUGGCACAAUACUAAUUCAGCAAUUCAGUUUAACAUAUUUAUUGAGUACCUGUUAUGCAUUCGGGGGAAAAAAGCAGGAUACAGAGCUGUAGGUACAGUAUGAUCUCAGCUUUUUUUUUUUUUUUUUUUUUUUUUUUGUGGUACGCGGGCCUCUCACUGUUGUGGCCUCUCCCGUUGCGGAGCACAGGCUCCGGACGUGCAGGCUCAGCGGCCACGGCUCGCAGGCCCAGCCGCUCCGCGGCAUGUGGGAUCCUCCCGGACCAGGGCACGAACCCGUGUCCCCUGCAUCGGCAGGCGGACUCUCAACCACAGCGCCACCAGGGAAGCCCUGAUCUCAGCUUUAUAAACACAUUUUAUAUAGAGGUAGUACCAUGUAUUAACAUAAUGUAAAGAAAAAAGAAAACACACCAAACGUUAAUGGUGGUAAGAGUGGUUAUAAUUUUAGUUCUUUUUUGCAUCCUUAUAUGUGUUCUCAAUUUUCUGUAAUGAAAUUACUUCCAUAAUUUAAAAAGUGAGCUUGAAAAAGAAACAUCUCCAGCAAGCAUCCCAUUUAAGUAAAGGUUUGUCGUCUUUAAAAACAUAGCAAUAUGUGAAUAAAUAGCCAAGUGUGCCUUGAAAAAAAACAAAUAGAGAUUCUUAGAGAAACAUACAUAAAAGAACAAUUCACAGUCUUUUUUUUUUUUUUUUUUUUUUCUUUGUGGUAUGCGGGCCUCCCUCUGUCGUAGCCUCUCCCGUUGCGGAGCACAGGCUCCGGACGCGCAGGCCCAGCGGCCAUGGCUCACGGGCCCAGCCGCUCCGCGGCAUGUGGGAUCCUCCCGGACCGGGGCGCGAACCCGGUUCCCCUGCAUCGGCAGGCGGACACGCAACCACUGCGCCACCAGGGAAGCCCCACAGUCUUUGAGUGAGAGGAUCCUUCCUCAAUUUUAUAUUUUAAAAAGUGUACAUGGUAAAUUCAACACCGUAUGGAAGGCUAUAAAAUGACAUCUUCCUCUUUGUAUCCUAUCCCCAGUUCUGGUCCCCAGAAGUAACCUCUAUUAGCAGUUUCUUUUGUAGUUUUCAGAAAAAUUUUAUGCAUACAUAAGCAAAUAUGUAAUCUUUAUUUUUUAAAUAAAUGGGAUCAUAUUAUAUAUAUACUACUCUGCAUCUUGCUUUUUUACGUACAGUCUUGAAGAUCUUUCCCCAUCAACACAUAGCUACCUCAUUCUUAUUAACGGCUGCAAAGCAUUUCACUUGAUAAACUUACCCAUUCUCUGGUUGCGUUCAUUGGUUAUUACAGUUUUUGUGCUUGUGUUUGUUUUUCUAUUACAAACAUUGCUACAGUGAACAUCUUUAGGAAGGUGUCUUCUUAGCUGUGGAAAUAUACUUGAACAUCACUGAGUCAAAGGGUGUUUGCAGUUUGGAUUAUAAAAAAUGCUGGGGAAUUGCCUCCUGUAAAGGCUCUGAAUUUACAGCAGCUAACAGG